This is a messenger RNA of Fusarium falciforme, 792 nucleotides long. RefSeq lists its product as hypothetical. The coding region runs from base 1 to 792 and encodes 263 amino acids. Lineage: Eukaryota; Fungi; Ascomycota; Sordariomycetes; Hypocreales; Nectriaceae. The record is from RefSeq and is a predicted model, not a curated record. The transcript has a single exon.
AUGCAAUCAACACUGCUCUGGGGCCUCCUUGCCUCGUCGCCUUUCCUGGCUGACGCCCUUGGACUGGGCCGCUCGACGACAAAAACAGCCGUCAAGACUGUUUUCCUUCCUCCCCGUCAGACUGGUACGGUUAAAAACAUUUACGCAUCCAUCAUCACCGAGGAGGCAUCCAAGACCGAGUACCUCCUCGCCUGCCAGACCAACUUUAAAUCGCCAUACACGUGCGGGGGCGAAUUUACGGGCAUUACUGUAACAUACGAAAAGUCCAUGGUGGACGUCUCAUUCAACACCACCACUUACGACUGCGAAUUGGGAUCCGCGGCUGUCUGUGCGACAAAGACGCAAUCGUCAGGUGACGCAGCGACCACCACCCUGGCUCCUAGCGAGAGCUCCGCUUGGAUGACACCCAUUACCGUUCUCGAAGUCCAGAAGAAGAAGACGACCAAGAAGAAGUCGACCGCUACUGCUGCGCCGACAGCGGGAUCUAGUUCUAAGCACUGCAAGCGCAAGGUUCACGGAAGCUCUGGGGGAGAUUCGAGCUCGGGAGGCUCUAGCGGAAGCAGCGGUAGCUCCAGCGGCGGUUCUGGCGGCAGCGACUCGGAUGCAAGCAACGGCACCAAGACGGGCAGCGGUUCCAGCACCAGCAACGACGACGAUGAUACAACCACCAGCCAGAGCAGCAAGAGCAAGAAUAAGAACAAUGAUGACGGCUGCUCAGAUGCCUCCAAGCUUAGUGGGACCUGGGGUCUCUUGGGUCUGGCGCUGAGUGGCUACAUUGUUGCCAACUUGUAG